CUUGCCUACCUUUUUCUUCCUCCGCUCCACGCCUUCACCUCUGUCUCUCUCUUUCCCUCUCUUGGCCUUUCUUUCCUAGCGGCGACCACAAGGCGGGCUGCGCCGUCCUUGGCCAGGUCUUCGCCGGCGACGACCAUCCGCCAGGACAUAGCUGUUGCUCUUCUUCCUCGGUGGAGUGUCCAUGAGGUGGAUGCAGCAUUCCUAGCGCUAGGAUCCGUGGCUGAAUGGGGACAAUGAAAGGGGUAUCCGAAGGUCUGAUCAUCGGAAUCACAGUUGGGGUGGUGAUAGGUGUGCUGCUGGCAGUAGGAAUCCUGCUGUGCUUUAGGUACCGACGUUCCCGGGCGCAGAUAAGGAGUAGCAGCUCAAGGAGGGCAUCGACAGUUCCCAUCCGCACCAAUGGUGUUAAUGUGUCUGCCAUGCUCUCGAACUCGACUACAGGGCAGGAGUCUCCAAGGGAGCUUGAAGACUGUGGGAGUUCUCUGUGGAUUGAAGGGCCUGGCAGAAAGAACAUGAUUUCGGCUUCUGGAAUACCCAAAUAUGCAUACAAGGAACUACAGAAAGCUACCAGCAAUUUCACAACAUUAUUAGGCCAAGGAGCCUUUGGUCCUGUUUACAAAGCAGACAUGUCUUCUGGUGAGAUACUGGCUGUUAAAGUGCUUUCUAACAAUUCAAAACAAGGCGAAAAGGAGUUUCAUAAUGAGGUCUUACUUCUUGGACGAUUGCACCACAGGAAUCUGGUGAAUUUGGUUGGCUAUUGUGCUGACAAAGGGCAACAUAUGUUAUUGUAUGCAUACAUGCCUAACGGGAGCCUUGCAUCACACUUAUACGGUGAAAACAGUGCACCACUGAAGUGGAAUUUGAGAGUCAACAUAGCUCUGGAUGUGGCUAGGGGUUUGGAGUACUUGCAUGAUGGGGCUGUUCCUCCUGUAGUUCACCGUGACAUCAAAUCGCCAAACAUUUUGCUGGAUCAGUCCAUGCAGGCUAGGGUUGCGGACUUUGGAUUAUCAAGAGAGGAAAUGGUUACUCGAAAUGGAUCCAAUAUUCGAGGAACUUAUGGAUAUCUUGAUCCAGAGUAUGUAUCCACACGAUCAUUCACAAAGAAGAGUGAUGUGUACAGCUACGGUGUUUUGCUAUUCGAACUGAUUGCUGGCAGAAACCCACAACAGGGUCUAAUGGAAUAUGUUGAGCUUGCUGCAAUCAACGCUGAUGGAAAAACUGGGUGGGAGGAAAUUGCAGAUUCUCGGUUAGAAGGCGCAUUUGACGUGGAAGAGCUCAACGACAUGGCUGCUAUUGCUUACAGAUGCGUAAGCCGUGUGUCCCGCAAGCGCCCAGCGAUGCGAGACGUGGCCCAGGCUCUGACCCGUGUGUUGAAGCACAGCCGCAGCAGGAAGCAUCACAGCAAGAAGCAUCCUCAGGCAAGGGCGGACGACGAAUCUGUUGACUUGGAGGCCUCUGAGGUUCAGUCUUCAUUCUCUGGCCUUCAGAGAGAAGAAUCAGUUGGUAGUGUUUCCGAUCUGCCAGAUGUCUGACCUAUAACCAAAUUUUCGACUAUAGUUGUUCUUUUUUCCGGUUUGUGCAAUUCUUUUGUUUUGUCGAUACGAAAAGUGCUGCAACCAAGGAUAGAAUUGUUGGGUAGAUGCAGUUUUGAGCAGUAGGGGUGAGUGGUGUGAAGAUCUGACAAUUGUAAGUGUGUUGUAUAGAAUGCAUUGUGACUACUUGAUAAAUAGAAGCUGAUUUUUACCAUUUCCA
Panicum hallii is the source of this 1749-nucleotide messenger RNA. RefSeq names its product calcium/calmodulin-regulated receptor-like kinase 1. NCBI's taxonomy places the organism in Eukaryota, Viridiplantae, Streptophyta, Magnoliopsida, Poales, Poaceae. Gene Ontology annotation, biological process: protein phosphorylation. The coding region runs from base 225 to 1529 and encodes 434 amino acids. The transcript is spliced from 8 exons. The record is from RefSeq and is a predicted model, not a curated record. Gene Ontology annotation, molecular function: ATP binding; protein kinase activity.